Salvelinus sp. IW2-2015 is the source of this 1139-nucleotide messenger RNA. RefSeq names its product coiled-coil domain-containing protein 87. The record is from RefSeq and is a predicted model, not a curated record. Lineage: Eukaryota; Metazoa; Chordata; Actinopteri; Salmoniformes; Salmonidae.
CUGUCAGCUGAGUGGUAAUAAACUGUGGUGAGACUUCAGGGGAUAAUCCAAAUAAAGUGUGUAUGUAUGUGCGUAGUUUAAGAGAAGGUAUAAAAGGAACGUUUUUGUAUAUGUACGUCAGAGCUCUCGCCAAUAAAAUUGUAUCUGACUAUUGUGAGAUGGGAAUUAUGUCUGUUUCAUUUAAACCAGAGCUUUACAAUCUCUGGGGUUCAGACCUAAAAAGAGAAUUGCAAUUUAUGAACAUUAAUUACUAAAUUAAUUAACAAUUAGUACUAAACCUGUUUCAUAGCCUAUUGUUUAUAGACUCAUAGGUAACCUAUUGUCUGUUGGGUUUUUUACAGAGGAGGAAGAGAGCCCAGAUGAAGAAAUAACCAGCCCUAAACAGAAGGCCUAUAAGAGGACAGUGAGUGUGGGGAGCAAGGAGGCCAGUCGAGGGGGGGUGAUGGGAGAGGGGGACCAGGUCCAGAGCAGGCUGGAGAGGAUCUGGACACUCCUCUGCCUGCCCGACACCUACAGACUGGACAUGGCCAUCAAGUAUAGCUCCCACGCACGCAGGGACCAGCUGGAGGAGGCCAUGGCAGCAUGGGCACGCGCUGCCCGUCUCAUCCAGCAGAGGGAGUCUCUGCUGGCUCGUCUGGAGCUGUUUGAGAGGGACGCUUCUGACCCCAACCGCUUCUUCCUGCAAGGCUACCAGGGCACCUCUCUAGCCAGGUUGGAUGAGUCCAAGCACCGGAACAAACUCAACUCCCAGAUCUGUUCUCUGGAGAAGGUGUUGUCUAAGAUUCUCCACCACAUUACAGACAGCUUCCACCACUGUCACCUACAAGGGGAGGCCGUACAGGGAGAAGAUGUGCUGGGACCACAUCGAGAUGCUCUACUGGCUGCAGCAGGAGCGCCGGGUCCAGGCUCUGGAGAGGGUGGUGGAGGGGAGGGGCUCUCUUCUCACCAGACUGCCCCCCCUCAACCCCAACCUUCGGCUGUACCCAGGCACCCACCCCACCCCCAAGGACACACCCCGACCCUCAGCCAGAGACCCCACCCUCACACACACAGCCGCUCCAACCCAACCCAGCCGAGCUCAGUGUAUCCAGUAUAAGUUUGAACGUUGUAAGCAAAUUAAUAAAAUGCUUGGGAAAUUG